AUGAUUGCGUCAAAAGCUAUACCCUCUGGUGUCGAACUGGACUUCUCGACGGUCAACUACAGCAGAUUUUCCCCCGACAAGCCGAUGCCCUCACCAAGCACAAUCAGGGCGCUAAACCGUAACUUGGGCGGUGUACGUGCGGAGAACUUCUAUCGCCCGCCGCCUUUACACAUCCCGUCGCUUGGUCUCCUCGUCAAGUAUGGGGCCGAUGUGACGAUUCAUGAGGCGAGAACCCAGAUAAUGAUCCGUGAGAAACUAUGCGGCCAGGUCCCGACCCCUGAAGUUUUCGGCUGGGUCGUAGAUGGCGGCCAGGUUUUCAUUUACAUGCAGCUGAUCCAAGGCGAGACUUUGGAAGCGCGAUGGCAUAAUCUAGAUAAGGCCAACAGGCUUUCUAUCUGCAGUCAGCUGAAGCGCAUGGUUGCUUCUUGGCGAAGCUUGCUGCAAGACGACCAAGAAUGCUACAUAGGCAGUACAGGCAAGCAAGCACUUAAUGACAUCUUCCUUCAACAUCGCCCAGACCUCACCGGCCCAUUUGAGGGGCCAGAUGCUAUCGCGCAAUUUCACGCUGCCUGUGGCAUUGACAUUUCCCAACGUGGGCCUAUAGUCUUCACGCACGCAGAUCUCGUCGCACCAAAUAUUCUACUUUCUACGGGGCCGAAGCCAACUGUGGUCGCCAUCAUUGAUUGGGGUCAGGCGGGUUGGUACCCUAGUUAUUGGGAGUAUUGCAAGGCACGCCGUGUAGAGCUUGCUUCACAUUGCUUUAGCCCUGAGACUCAAGACGAAUGGCGCGCAAAGUACCUACCUUUAAUCAUGGAGGCGGUGGAUAACGAGACUAUUGUACUAUGCUUUAAGGACUGCUCCAUUUACUACAAGUUAGGCUGGAAUGUUGAUACACAAUUAACGCUGCCCUGCCAGGUUGCUGGUCGCGGACUGUACGAAAAGUACAUCUCGCUUGCCCGUGUCCCGGUGAUGCCAACAACGUGCACCUUCCAACCGCCCUCCGCCCUGUACAAGGAUAUAGACAGCAAAUUCAUGUACACAUGGAGCCUUGGCUCCAGUCCCGAAUAUUCGGCGUUUCGCGAAUGUUACCAGUAA
Messenger RNA from Cordyceps militaris CM01, 1095 nucleotides. RefSeq names its product Protein kinase-like domain. Bases 1 to 1095 code for a protein of 364 amino acids. Lineage: Eukaryota; Fungi; Ascomycota; Sordariomycetes; Hypocreales; Cordycipitaceae. The record is from RefSeq and is a predicted model, not a curated record. The transcript is spliced from 4 exons.